Messenger RNA from Exserohilum turcica Et28A, 1439 nucleotides. RefSeq lists its product as uncharacterized. Gene Ontology annotation, molecular function: clathrin-cargo adaptor activity. The coding region runs from base 11 to 1321 and encodes 436 amino acids. The record is from RefSeq and is a predicted model, not a curated record. Lineage: Eukaryota; Fungi; Ascomycota; Dothideomycetes; Pleosporales; Pleosporaceae. Gene Ontology annotation, biological process: intracellular protein transport; clathrin-dependent endocytosis. The transcript is spliced from 3 exons. Gene Ontology annotation, cellular component: cytoplasmic vesicle; AP-2 adaptor complex.
CGCCGCCGCUAUGCUCUCCGGAAUCCUCAUCUUCAACCAAAAGGGUGAGAACCUCAUAUUUCGCGCAUUCCGCAACGACUGCCGCCCGCGACUUGCCGACGUCUUCCGCAUCCAGGUCAUUUCCAAUGCCCAAGUCCGCUCGCCCAUCCUCACCCUGGGCUCCACCACCUUCAGCCAUGUCAAGCACGAGAAUAUCUACCUGGUCGCCGUCACCAAGAGCAAUGCCAAUGCCGCACUCGUCUUUGAGUUUUUGUACCGUCUGGUAGGCCUGGGAAAGGCAUACUUUGGCAAGUUUGACGAGGAGGCUGUCAAGAACAACUUUGUCCUGGUAUACGAGCUGCUGGACGAGAUCCUCGACUUUGGAUACCCCCAGAACACCGAGACAGAUACUCUGAAGAUGUACAUCACCACCGAGGGCGUCAAGUCGGAGAGGACAAUGGAGGACUCUUCCAAGAUUACCAUGCAAGCAACGGGUGCGCUUUCAUGGCGGCGAGCCGACAUCAAGUACCGCAAGAACGAAGCCUUUGUCGAUGUAAUAGAGGACGUCAACUUGCUCAUGUCUGCCACCGGUACAGUGCUCCGAGCCGACGUCAACGGGCAGAUCAUUAUGCGCGCAUAUCUCUCAGGCACCCCGGAGUGCAAAUUCGGCCUCAACGACCGAUUGACGCUGGGCGAGGACCAUCUACACCAACCUUCGGGCAACAAGGCAGGCGCAAAGGCGACGAGGGCAGCAGCCGGCAGUGUCACGUUGGAGGAUUGCCAAUUCCACCAGUGCGUCAAGCUCGGAAAGUUUGACGCGGACAGAAUAAUAUCCUUCAUACCGCCAGAUGGCGAGUUUGAGCUCAUGCGAUACCGAGCGACCGAGAACGUCAACCUGCCCUUCAAGGUCCAUGCCAUUGUCAAUGAGGUCGGCAAGACAAAGGUCGAAUACAGUAUUGCCAUCCGUGCCAACUACGGAUCCAAGCUGUUCGCAACCAACGUCGUCGUACGGAUACCCACACCUCUGAACACCGCUCGCAUCACCGAGCGAACCUCGCAGGGCAAGGCCAAGUACGAGCCAGAGCAUAACAACAUUGUCUGGAAGAUUCCGCGGUUCACGGGCCAGAGCGAGUUCGUCCUGAGCGCUGAGGCUAGCCUAACAAGCAUGACAAACCAAAAGGCGUGGUCGCGGCCGCCACUCAGUCUCAGCUUUUCAUUACUCAUGUUCACAAGCUCUGGGCUACUCGUCCGCUACCUCAAGGUGUUUGAAAAGAGCAACUACAGCAGUGUCAAGUGGGUGCGUUACAUGACCCGGGCAGGUAAUUAUGAAAUUAGGUUCUGAGCAUCGGGAACUUUCCGCAUUAUUCCUAUUCUUAUUCUUAUUCAUACAAUUCGUGUUGCAUUGUAGGCGUCGGGAGGGGGGCGGGACUUGCUAUCUAAGAUAUCCUUGAAUAUAAUCG